AACUAUUACACCAAAAAAAGUUCCACUUCCGUCCAAAACUCAUUGGAAUUCUUGGUAUCGAAUGGCUUUUUAUGUUGAUGAGCACUUGGAUCAUAUUCGUAUAUUUUAUUUGCAAGAAGAAAUUAAAAAUUCGUCUACAACCAUUAGUGAAAUUGCAACUACAUUUGAAAAUAAUCAAUUAAAUA
Molecule: messenger RNA, 185 nt
Organism: Racocetra persica
Lineage: Eukaryota; Fungi; Glomeromycota; Glomeromycetes; Diversisporales; Gigasporaceae
Source: the annotation of a GenBank genome assembly